Abrus precatorius (Indian licorice) is the source of this 3805-nucleotide messenger RNA. RefSeq names its product chaperone protein DnaJ. The record is from RefSeq and is a predicted model, not a curated record. Gene Ontology annotation, cellular component: cytoplasm. The transcript has 3 exons. NCBI's taxonomy places the organism in Eukaryota, Viridiplantae, Streptophyta, Magnoliopsida, Fabales, Fabaceae. Gene Ontology annotation, biological process: protein refolding. The coding region runs from base 150 to 1082 and encodes 310 amino acids.
UACAAAAGAAAUCUUGUGCUGACAGGUGACCACAGCCUCUCACGCAGAGACUCGUAACAGUCUUUAACAAAUAACAAUCUAAAACGGCGUUAUUUUGACGGAGCCAAUUAGUUAGCACUAACCACUGUCCGUUCGCAAAGUGACAAACAAUGCAAUCGCACCUUCUCGUGGGACCCAUCUCCGUCGCACCCUAUGGUGGCGCCCUCGAUUCCAACGCCUUCCUCUCCGCCGCGCCUUCCACCUGGACCAACUCUUCUCGCCGCCGUAUCCCACUCGUUGCAGCCUCCUCUUCCUCCUCCUCAUCUGCUGCGGCCAUCAACGAUGGCCUGAACCACUACGCCGUGCUCGGUGUCACCCGCACCGCCACUGCCGCCGAGAUCAAACGCGCAUAUCGCCUCCUUGCUCGCAAGUAUCAUCCUGAUGUUAGCAAGGAUCCACAUGCUGCUGAAUUGUUCAAGAGCAUCCGUCAUGCAUAUGAAGUACUAUCGAAUAAAGCAACGAGAAAUAAGUAUGAUCAAGAACUUCAAUUUGGUCACAAGCCGUACAGGGAAAAGUGGAGUUACAGCACUGAAUUUGAGGAUCAGGUAAGAGUCUAUAGAUGGGCCCACCUGAGGAAAAAAAUGCAUAGUGAAAGAUACUGGGAGCAUUACAAUGUCAAUGAGGGCCACUACAGCCGUGAAACAGAUGCGGAGGAAGAUGAAGGAAAUUUAAAUGAAGAGAGGGGUUCUUUUUUUGAAGUGCUUAGAUCAGCAUUCAUGUCACUCUUCUUGUUUCAGACGUUAGGAUCCCGACUCUCACUUACAUAUAGCAGUCUGACAGCAUUGUUUGAUAAGAAGUUAGACACUGGUUACAAAAUUGGUUAUGUAAUAGCAUGGAUUUUAGGCGGGAGGGGAGGCAUAUUGCUAACAUUGUGCUUGUCCUUUGCAAGUUGGGUUUGCGGGAAAACCAGUAGUAGUGUAGUUGCACUAGUUAUGGUGGCCAUGUGGAUUGGCUCCUACCUUGCUAGGUACGCACCACUUCCCCAAGGUGCUCUAUUAGCGCUUCUCUACAUGUCCAUUAAGCUACAGUCUGACCUAAUUUAAAGGGCAUUGCCGCUACUAGCAUUUCUUCUGAAUCUGUAUAUGUGGCUAUGUUCUUUAUUAAGGUGUUUGUACAUUAUAAUAAUAUAUUCCAGUAAAUGUAAAUAACUGUUGAAAGCUAUUUACUGAUGAUAAGUUACAAAAAAUGGUUGAUGAGUUGCUAUAUGCAGAGUUCCAUCAUGUCCCAUAUUAUACACCUUUGUGUGCAGUAGUGGCAUUAAAGGGGAAAAUAUCUUGAAAAUGAAACAUAAGGCUUGGGGGAAAUGACACUUAAAUUAGGUUGCAAAAAUUAUAAGAAGUUUACAAGUUACUUCCUCAUUUACCUACCAAGUAUACCAGAAAGACAACAAUUUGCAGGCUUCUCAAUCACCGUUACUGGGGACGAAAAUAAAAGAAAGAAUUACAAGCUUCUGUAACAACCAAGUUAAAGAAGUUAGGGGUUGGGGAGUUUUCCUAAGAGCUCUUUACUUCGACAUCAUUCUUGGACAUCAAAUUUCUCCAUAGAUACCUCCCGCUGGCCAUGUCAACGAAUACCCAAAAUCCGUUCUGAAUCAUCUGAAACCAAAGCAACAAUUCUAGUCAGGAUUGAAAAGAAUAAAAUCAAGAAUGAUGGUGAAUCGUAUAAAGAAAGUGGAAUUGAGGGUACCUUAGUGAAAUUGAAAUGGUCCUUGUUGGAUGAGUAUUCCUUGUUGUGGUCUUGGUCGGUGAAGUCACUCUCCGGGGAGGAAACCACGGUGGUCCAGGCAAAAUAAGCGGCUAACACGGCGGAGAAAAAGAUCAAGAUGAAUCUGAGAGGACACAUGUCUUGCAAGGCAGAAAAAGAACUAAAUUUGCAGUAACAGAGAGAGAGAGAGAGAGAGAGAAUUGAUGACAACCCAAGUAGCAAGUCAAGAAUUAUUGGGUGGAUAUUUGCUUUGAGCAUGUUGAGGGAGGUUGAGUUGCCUUUAUAUGGCCUCAUUCACUUCUUUAAUUGUAUCGAUGAAUUAGUAAAACCGAGGAAAGGCGUGUUGUGUUGUCUGUGCCUUUUGAGACUUUUUCUGUUAGAGCCAGUAAUAUUUACAUUGUCAAAGGGCAUCCUUUCUCUUUGGCCUUUGUGCAUAUUUGACCUUGUACAAUGUGACCUUGAUGAAUAGAAAAAUAGACAAUUUAACAACAAUGUAGCAGGUGAGCUGGAACCCCAGUUCUGAAGGAAAUCUUCUAGAUACUCCAAACUUGACCAAAUCUUCUAGAUGGCAUUUCUAGACAACCACAUAUAUCUUCACAUUGUAAAGACCCCCUCACAGUCGUUGAACUCAAUCUUGCAAAACCCAUAUCAUUAUGAUUUGAUUAAACAAAGGCAAAAAUAAUGAAUCGUUUUUAACUAUCUUUAUGGAAAGAAUGAAUGAAUUGAAUUGAAUUUUUAAGCCAUACGUAGUUGAUGAAAACAUAAAACAAGAAUGCCAAUAAACAUUCUCAAAUAUGUUGCUCAAUAAUUAAUUUGCGCCAUUUAAACUAAUCAAAAUGUAAAUUAUUACAGGAAUUAAGUAUUUGUAAGAAAGAGAACAGGGAUCUAUUGAAAUUAGUAUAAAUUAAAAUUUUACAAUUUGUAAUUAUUUUAUGUUUCACUAUCAAUAAUUUCUUUCGGUGACUAUGUUUUGGUAAUAUAUUCUUUUCAAAUAUAUCAGAGUAUGAAUUAUUUGAUUAUAUAUUUAUUGUCGAGAAGUCUAUCAGAUUUCAAACAUGUAAGUAAUCAUAGUAUGAUCAUAAUAUGGACAAAGUUACAAUCGAUAAUCUGAUCUUUAAAAAUAUAAUUUUUUAUUUUAGUUGCUAUAAAAUUUUAUUCAUUUUGAAUCUCUAUAUUUAACAAAAAUGAUAUUGGUUUUAUCCAUUGUCAAUCACUAAAGAUUCAAGCAUAUAGUUUUUAUAGUUUUAAAGACUAAAAAUAAAUACAAUUUUUUUUAUGGCUAAAACUAGAAAAUGUCUUUUUUUUUCAAAAACUAAAAUAUAUAUUUAAGUCAACAUUAAAAAUAACUUACUAAAAUGACUUUUUUAAGACUUGAUUUAUGACAAACAUAAUGACAGAGUUUGAUUCAUAAAGUUAAUCUCAUCAAGUGAAUUGUUAACAUCAACAUUUAAGAUUCAUUUUAAGCAACUAAAAUAAUAAUAAAUUUUUAUUGAAACGUAUUUAUUACACACUUAUUCUUUGAUAUGAGUACAUUCUUUUUAAUAAAAAUAUUAUCAUCUUUAGUUGCUUAAAAUAAUUCCUAAGAGUUGAUAAUUUUUUAUUCUUUUAAAAUGCUCUUAUUUUAUGAAUAAAAUUUGUUCAGCAUCAUAAUCCGAAACCACUGAAGUUAAAAUUUAUCUAUUUCAAAUUAAAAACACGUUAUUAAUUAAGAAAAAAAAGUUUUCUUCUCAAAUUUUCGUCCUAAGUAAGUAUUAUUAUUACAACCUUAAUUGUAUUUCUUUUUUUGGUCAACAACCCUAAUUCUCUGUUGGCAACUGGCUAGAGUAAAGGAUAUAUAUGAACUAAGUUUAUCACCUAAAAAAGCAAAAUAAAGUGGGCUAGUUUGGAUAUACUCGUUGGUUCAGAGCACAUUUUGUUGAAAAAAGAAGAAGGGGUUUUUCACAUUUUAUGGACCUAAAGAAAAAACUUCUUAAUAUUUCAUGCUACUUUCGGCCACUCAGGGUUCACUUUACUAAAAAAGGAUUUUUUGGGUCGCGGGGCUAUUCUGGGUUUGGGAGAGUCU